CUUUAUAGUCCUGAGAGUUGAACACUGGAUGACUGACAGCCGUCCUUCAUGACAACAGAAGCCACAGAAAUCCUCCUCAUCAAAAACAUGACUUUGAUCUGCGUCCUUAUCUGGACUCUCCUCUGCUGCUGCUUCACAGAGUCCAGAGGCCAGGUCACAGUGACUCAGUCUGGAGCAGUGAGCUCUGCUCCGGGAGGCUCCGUCACCAUCACAUGUAGCACCAGUCAGGGGGUUCAUGGUGGGACUUAUUUAGCCUGGUACCAACAGAGAGAUGGAGGAACUCCUAAACUGCUUAUUUACCUUGCUAGUACUCGAGAAUCAGGGAUUCCAGCCCGUUUUACAGGCAGUGGAUCAAACUCUGACUUCACUCUGACCAUCAGUGGAGUCCAGACUGAAGAUGCAGCAGUUUACUUCUGUCAGAGUUUUCAUGUCAUCAACAGUCAGUAUGUGUUCACUUUUGGUGGAGGAACCAGACUGGAUGUUGGAAGUGAUGUCCGUCCCACCCUGAUGGUGCUGCCCCCCUCCGGAGAAGAGCUGCAGCAGGGGAUGGCCACGCUCAUGUGCCUGGCCAACAAGGGCUUCCCCUCAGACUGGAGUCUGGCCUGGAAGGUGGACGGCAGCAGCAGCAUCAGCUGGGAGAAGAGCAGCAGCCCCGGGGUGCUGGAGAAGGACGGCCACUACAGCUGGAGCAGCACCCUGAGGCUCCCUGCAGACCAGUGGAGGAAGGUGGGCUCUGUGACCUGUGAGGCCACCCAGGGCUCCCAGACUGUGUUCUCAGAGACACUGAGGAGAGACCAGUGCUCCCAGUCCUGACCGGACUCACUGGGACUCUGCUACUGGUGUUACUCUGAUACUGCUCUCAGUCUGCACUCUGUUAUACUCUCUCUCUUUCUUUCCGUCAUCUGACUAUUUGAACAUAAUAAACUUCAAAUAGAUCUUUUUUUGUUCUAAUAAUAUGUAUGCCAUUAAUGCUGUAAGACAAUAAAGCAAAUUCAAAUAAGAAAUAUGUUUGUAUCGAAACCUUUUCCUGCGCCCGUGUGUUUAGAGAUACAAGAUUUUAACCCAUGUCACAGUAAGAUUUUGGUGGUGAUGGUUUUAUUAAUAAAUGUUUUAAUCAUC
Messenger RNA from Cottoperca gobio, 1119 nucleotides. RefSeq names its product immunoglobulin kappa light chain-like. Lineage: Eukaryota; Metazoa; Chordata; Actinopteri; Perciformes; Bovichtidae. The record is from RefSeq and is a predicted model, not a curated record. The coding region runs from base 49 to 813 and encodes 254 amino acids. The transcript is spliced from 4 exons.